AUGUUGAGCCUUCUAGUUGAAAUUCAGGUAGAUAUAUUUCUCAGGUUACCUGUGAAGUCAAUUCUUAAUUUUAGGUACGUAUGCAAACCAUGGAGUAGUCUACUUUCCAGCUCUAAAUUUGUUGAGUAUCACCUUCAACAUCGUAUCCAGGAAAACAACCCUAUGUUCCUCCUUAAACGUUACGAAAAGCUGGGUUUCAAGGUACCCGUGGUUUAUUCCAUAGACUCUGCUUCAAUAUCGAGAUCAUCAACAUCUUGUGAAUCUAUUAAUGAAGCUGUACUGAUGGAAUACCCAUUCCAGGAUAAGUCGCUUCGUUUUGAAAAUUUGGGUUCUUGUAAUGGCUUGAUAUGCUUUGGCAUUAUUAGUGGUAGAAGUACUAUUAUUAGUCAAGAUUGUAGCGUUUGUCUUUGGAACCCAUCAACAGGUGAGUAUAAUAAUAAUAUACCAAUGGCACCAUUAUUUGAUCACCAUCAUCCCUGCUACAAUGUCAGGUACGGGGUUGGCUAUGACGGCAACACUGACGAUUACAAGAUAGUAAGACUAGCAAAUUAUGGAAAUUCUGGUCGUUUUGGAGAUCAUGUCUAUGCUUUGAGAUCAGAUUCAUGGAAAGCAGUUGAAACCGUUCGAUACUCGUUUCUUCUUGCAAAUAGAUCUCCCGGCUUGCCAUUCUAUGGAACACUUCACUGGCUGGUAACUACUGCCACCAACUCUGAAGUGAUGCUGUGUUUCGAUAUAAGAAAUGAGAGAAUUUUGAAUAUGUCGUUCCCCUGA
Papaver somniferum (opium poppy) is the source of this 771-nucleotide messenger RNA. Its product is annotated as F-box/kelch-repeat protein At3g23880-like. Lineage: Eukaryota; Viridiplantae; Streptophyta; Magnoliopsida; Ranunculales; Papaveraceae. The transcript has a single exon. The record is from RefSeq and is a predicted model, not a curated record. The coding region runs from base 1 to 771 and encodes 256 amino acids. Gene Ontology annotation, molecular function: protein binding.